AUGGAUCUGAACAGUGCCAGCACCGUUGUGUUGCAGGUCUUGACACAAGCAGCCAGCCAAGAUUCCUCCGUACUGAAACCCGCUGAGGAGCAACUCAAGCAGUGGGAGACACAGCCUGGCUUCUACAGCGUCCUGCUGAAUAUUUUCACAAAUCAUUCCUUGGAUGUCAAUGUAAGAUGGUUGGCUGUCUUAUAUUUUAAGAAUGGGAUUGAACGCUACUGGAGGAGGGUGGCACCAAAUGCUCUGUCAGAGGUGGAGAAAUCGGCCCUGCGAGCGGGACUCAUCACCAACUUCAAUGAGCCAGUAAAUCAGAUUGCUACUCAGAUUGCGGUUUUAAUAGCUAAAGUGGCAAGGCUUGAUUGUCCCAAGCAGUGGCCUGAACUUAUCCCAACUCUCGUUGAAUCCCUAAAAGUUCAAGAUGAUCUUCGUCAGCACAGAGCAUUGCUUACUUUUUAUCAUGUGACCAAGACUUUGUCUUCCAAAAGACUUGCAGCAGAUAAGAAGCUCUUUCAAGGCCUAGCUUCAGAGAUCUACACUUUUGCCUGCAUCUUGUGGAAUCAUCAUGCCGACACGUUCCUGCAACAGAUCUGCUCUGGUGGGGACCCGGCUGCUAUUAGCUCAAUGGAAAGAGCCGCGCUGUCGCUAAAAGUUCUUCGUAAACUGACUGUUCAUGGCUUUACAGAACCUCACCAGAAUGCAGAGAUUAUGGUUUUUCUUCAUGCAGUAUUUGAUCGUCUGAGGCAGUUCUUGGAGUGCAGCAGAGGUAUUGGAGCUGAACAUGUUUGCAGGGAAAGGAUUGAGAAGAUUAUCAUUCUAUUUACCAAAGUGCUCUUAGAUUUCCUGGACCAGCAUCCAUUCUCUUUCAUUCCGUUAAUUCAGAAAGCGUUGGAGUUUGCUGUAAGCUAUGUCUUCACAGAGGCUGGAGACGGAGUUGUGUUUGAACGUUUCAUAGUUCAUUGCAUGAGACUCAUUAAGAUGAUUGUGAAGAAUAAUUCCUUUAAACCAUCAAAAAACUACGAAGACAGCAAGCCAGAAACAAUCAAUGCUCACCAGAUAAAGAUGUCAUUCUUCACUUACCCCACUCUAACGGAGAUAUGCCGCAGGCUUGUCACCCACUAUUUUGUCCUCCAUGAGGAAGAGCGAGCAAUGUGGGAGGAGGACCCAGAGGGUUUUGCAGUGGAGGAGAGCGGCGGGGACUCUUGGAAAUACAGUCUGAGGCCGUGUUCAGAGGUGCUGUUUAUCGACAUCUUUCAUGAAUAUAGCCAGACUCUGAUGCCUGUACUCUUAGAAAUGGUUCAUACUCUUCAAGGUCCAACUCCAAUAGAAGAUUUGAAUGCUCUAUUAAUUAAAGAAACUGUUUACAAUGCCGUGGGACUGGCUGCAUAUGAAUUAUUUGACAGUGUGGACUUCAAUGAGUGGUUUAAAAAUCAGCUGCUAGGAGAACUGCAAAUUACCCAUGAUAGGUAUAAGUUGUUACGUCGGAGAGUAAUUUGGUUAAUUGGACAAUGGGUCUCUGUAAAAUUCAAAGCUGAUUUAAGACCAUCGCUGUAUGAAGCAAUUCUAAAUUUGCUGCAAGACCAAGACUUAGUAGUUCGCAUUGAGACAGCAACCACCUUGAAGCUUGCAGUUGAUGAUUUUGAAUUCCGAACCGAACAAUUUCUACCGUAUCUAGAAUCAUUGUUUCAACUACUUUUCCAACUACUUCAGCAAGUUACAGAAUGUGACACAAAAAUGCAGGUUCUCCAUGUGCUGUCGUGCGUCAUAGAGAGGGUCAAUGUUCAGAUCCGGCCCUUCGUUGGUUGCCUAGUCCAGUACCUACCUCUGCUAUGGAAACAAAGUGAAGAGCACAAUAUGCUACGAUGUGCUAUACUAACAACACUAGUUCAUCUAGUAAAGGGCUUAGGUGGAGACAGCCAGAAUUUAUAUCCAUUCCUGCUUCCUGUAAUUCAACUGAGCACAGACGUGUCCCAGCCACCACACAUCUACCUCCUGGAAGAUGGCCUGGAAUUAUGGUUAGCAACACUGGAAAAUUGUCUUUCAGUUACCCCUGAGCUUCUUCGGAUCUUCCAAAAUAUGUCUGCUUUACUAGAACUAAGCUCUGAAAACCUCAGAAUUUGCUUUAAGAUACUUAACGCCUAUAUUUUCUCCAUGUCCUCAGAGUUCCUACAGAUUUACGCAGCUGGUCUCUGCCAGUCUUUCCUUGAAAUUUUGAAGGACAUAACUGUUGAAGGUCAAGUUCAAGUGCUGAAGGUGCUUGAGAAUAUCCUAAUGGUUUACCCCGACGUUGGCCCACAGAUGUUUCAUGCCCUUUUACCCCCAGUGUUUAGGGGUAUUCUUGAGGGAGAGAGGUAUCCAGUUGUUAUGUCAACAUACCUUGGAGUUCUUGGUCGUGUCCUGCUACAAAACAAAAUUUGCUUUUCCUCGCUGUUAAAUCAAAUGUCACAGGAAUGUAAUCAGGAGGCCAACAUAGUACUUGGUAAUGCAAUUGAAAUGUGGGUGGAUCGAAUGGAUAACAUUACACAGCCUGAGAGAAGAAAACUUUCUGCCCUUGCUGUUAUUUCUUUGCUGCCUUCAGUUGACAGUGUUGUCCAAGAUAAAUUUUGUGCGAUCAUUAACAUUUGUGUGGAAAGUCUACAUGAUGUAAUGACAGAGGAUCCAGAAACAAAUACCUUCAAAGAUUGCCUGAUAAUGUCACAUAUUGAACCUCAGGACACCCAGUUGAAAGAAGAUGAUGAACCCCCUACUGAACAAGAUAAGAGAAAGAGAAUAAUCGCUCUGAGGGACCCAGUACACGCAGUGUCACUACAGCAGUUUGUCUAUGAAAAGCUAAAAGCACAGCAGGAAUUGCUGGGGGAUGAAGGAUUCCGAUCUCUAAUGGAAACAGUAGACACAGAAAUCGUCAAUCAGCUGCAAGAAUUCUUACAGGGGUUCUGAUAUUACGUACAACAACAUUUGUUACAGAAUUGUUUAAAAAGAGAGACAUAUUUGUUUUGAAGAAAAAUAAUUUUUGCAAAUAGUUGUUUUGGUUUGAUUAAACAUUGAACUAAUUAAAAAAAAAA
This is a messenger RNA of Rana temporaria (common frog), 3059 nucleotides long. It is a transcript of the gene IPO11, whose product is annotated as importin 11. Bases 1 to 2934 code for a protein of 977 amino acids. NCBI's taxonomy places the organism in Eukaryota, Metazoa, Chordata, Amphibia, Anura, Ranidae. The record is from RefSeq and is a predicted model, not a curated record. Gene Ontology annotation, molecular function: small GTPase binding. Gene Ontology annotation, biological process: protein import into nucleus. The transcript is spliced from 29 exons. Gene Ontology annotation, cellular component: cytosol; nuclear envelope.